AUGCGGCUCACCUUACACCUCAGCCUGGUUUGGGCCAUCGCCAUUAUCUGGGUGGAUUGUGAGAAACGCUUUCAUAACCGCGAUCGCUCGGACAUCGCCUCGUCCUCAGGGCGUUGGGCACGUCCCAUCCUUGACCAGAUUGCAGCUGAGCAAUACCUGUCUAAAUAUGGAUGGACAGAACAAAUAAACUGGGAGAAAAUCCGGCACCAGAAAGUGGAGAACGUUACAGAUGACCAUCGAGCUCCUAAAGAUUUGCUGCAACUUAUCAAAGAAGGGACCUGGGUUUCCAAACAAAGGGAACAACCACAGGCUGAGUCCACUGGGAGCAUUGCCUAUAUAGAAGCCCUAAAACAAUUUCAGAAAGCCAAUGGCAUACCUGUGACAGGAGAAUUAGACAAGACCACUAAAGGAGCUAUGAACAAACCGCGAUGUGGGGUCCCAGACAAAGUUCUGUCCGAAGAUACCCUGAUGGAUAAUGAGGCACAUGAUACUGCCGACCAAACAGCUGGUUUCAACAAAACAGCAGCUGAUAACAACCUUGGCACUAAUGUGACUCUAAGCUCCAAUGGUCGCAAGAAGCGUUUUUUGCAGUUGUUUGCUCCCAGACGACAGAAAGUAUCUGUUGACCCUGACUUGUUUAUCGAGGCACCAAAAAUGGCCUUUACCAAACCAAAGCUUACAUGGCGCCUGAUGGGAGAAGGUUAUAGCAACCAGCUCUCCAUCGAAGACCAGAAACACGUGCUGAAAAUGGCUUUUAGGAUGUGGAGCGAAGUCAUUCCUUUAGAGUUUGAAGAGAAUAUCCACUCUCCUGCAUCAAUGGUUGACAUUAAACUUGGCUUUGGAACAGGUCGACAUAUGGGCUGCACGCGAACAUUUGAUGGCAAUGGACAGGAGUUUGCUCAUGCUUGGCAAUUAGGUGACAUUCAUUUUGACGAUGAUGACCAUUUUACCACACCAAGCAAUGGAAAUGGAAUUAGUCUGCUAAAAGUGGCUGUCCAUGAACUAGGUCACGUACUGGGUUUGCCUCAUAUCUACAGAACAGGUUCAGUAAUGCAGCCCAGCUACAUUCCACAAGGUCCAAUGUUUGAGCUGGAUUGGCUCGACAGGAAAGCUAUUCAGCAACUCUAUGGUGUAUGCGAAAGUCCUUUUGACACAGUAUUUGACUGGAUUCAUAAGGAGAAAGACCAAUAUGGGGAGACAAUGAUUCGAUUUAACACAUAUUUCUUCAGAAAUGAAUUGUAUUGGCUUUAUGAAAAUCGUAACAAUCGAACACGCUAUGGAGAUCCCAUUACGAUCUCAGUUGGAUGGCAAGGAAUCCCAACAAGUGGCAUUGAUGCUUUUGUACAUAUAUGGACGUGGACAAGAGAUGCAAUCUAUUUCUUCAAAGGUAUUCAGUUUUGGAGAUAUGACAAUGAAAAUGAUCAAACAUACACAGAAGACACAGAGGGAAACAAAUAUCCCAAGUUAAUUUCUGAAGGCUUUCCAGGUGUUCAGGGUCCAAUUGAUACAGCUUUCUAUAAUAAGAGAGACCAAAACAUAUAUUUCUUCAAAGGUUCAAAUGUUAUCACUUUCAAUGUGAAUAUUAAUCAGAUUAAUGGAUAUCCAAAAAGAAUUAUAGAUGUAUUUCCACCAGUGGUACAAAAUGAUCAUCCCAUUGAAAAUCUAAAUGCUGUAUACUACUCAUAUCACUACCAAUCCAUUUUUUUCUUCAAAAGCAAUUUCUUUUGGAAAGUGGUCGAUGAUUGGGAUAAAAAGCAGAACCCAUUAUUACCAUUGAAUGGGCUAAUGCCCAAGAGAAAGGUAUCAGAUCAAUGGUUUGAUAUUUGCGAUGUUCAUUAUUCAAUGCUGGACAAAGACUAAAUUUGCUUCAAACAUUUUUACACAAGUUUCCAAUUUAUGAAAGAGAAAUGGUUAAAGCAUGUAUGACAAAGGCUGUUUUGGAUUGCAAGUGCAUAAAUAGCCUGCUUUUUAUGCUUAAUGAUACAGGGCCUUAUCCCAGAUACAUGCAAAAAUUAAGUGACUAGAUGUUAGAGUCAAAAUCAUUUGUAACAAAGUCUGUGCCAAACUGUUAAUUCCAUAUAUGUAAAGAUUUUUAUAUUUGCUAAGUUAUAACACUGCAUAUUAAGGUUAACUUACUUGUAAUGUGGUGAAAACAGUAAUUAAAAAAUUGACAUAUGUAUCAAAAGGAUUG
Molecule: messenger RNA, 2191 nt
Organism: Carcharodon carcharias (great white shark)
Lineage: Eukaryota; Metazoa; Chordata; Chondrichthyes; Lamniformes; Lamnidae
Gene: mmp21
Product: matrix metallopeptidase 21
Exons: 7
Coding region: 1-1860 (619 amino acids)
Biological process (GO): extracellular matrix organization; proteolysis; collagen catabolic process
Cellular component (GO): extracellular matrix
Molecular function (GO): zinc ion binding; metalloendopeptidase activity
Source: RefSeq, a predicted model, not a curated record